CACCACCAGCAGGUGAGGCAGCAGCUGCAGGAGACAAGGGCGCAGCAGCAUGAGGCGGUUGAAGCAGCAAGGCAGCAGCAUGCCGUGGGGGAGGCACACGUCUCCGCCACUGCCACCACUCCCAACACCACCAGCACCCGCCUCGGGCCACCACAGGGGCCUCCCACUCCGCCGCCAUCGCCACCAGCGUCUGCCGCUGCGCCAAUCAAGCGAGACCAGCUGCUCGUUUGGGAGAGCCUCGGGACUUCCGAAAUUGAGCAAAUCAGGGCGUGCCAGGUGGCAGUGGCGCGGGCGCUGUACACCGCCGUGAAGGAGAACUGCCUGGCCGGGCCGACAGGUGGCGCCAGCAAUGGCAGCAGCAGCAGCAGCAUGGGCAGCGGCGGGUUGUUUCUAUCGUCCUCGCCGGCCAAGAGCCUCUCCCUUGCCUCUCGCAAUCGCCUCGUCGCCUUCCUCUGCACACUCUUUGGCGGCCCUGUGGCCGAUCACCCCCUCUGCAACUUCACGGAACCCUCCUCUGGGCGGCAGUUGAAGGAUCAAGCAGAGCUCUUGGAAUACAUUCGAGCGACUCACCGCACUCCAUCUCGGCGCUUCUCUGCCGCCCAGCAGUCUCUCUUCAUCCAAAUCCUCAUCAUGGCACUGCAGUCAGUCGUGCAGAAGAUGCCAGAUGAUGCCGUCCAGGCUGCCACCCGUCUGCUGCAUGCCUAUGACGAUGCAGUCGUCUCCUUUGAUGCGUCUUCCUGCCCCCAAGCCGACUUCACAGUGCUGUGGGACUCGACCUCCUUCGCCCGGCGGGCCAUUGCGGACGGCCAGAGGGUCACGUGGGUGUGGAAUGACGACAAUUACCACGAGCUCAGAGGGCCGGUGAGCUCAGAGCCGUUUCUUGGGUUUGGAGCAGGGAGGCUCGGCCUAUCACGGCUUGCCACGUGUGCAUGGGACAACAUCGGGCCCAGAGAUGCGAUGGAUGAGCCUGCGCCAUGCGUGCUGCGGUCGCCUGGCGACAAGGCAGGGGCGCAUUUCACGUACACCAAGGUGUUUGGCACGGCGCAGGACAUGACCGUCAAGGACUCGCCGCAGUUGCUCGCCUCCACUCUCCUCCGCGCCACCCCCCACCCAGCAGAGCCGCCACCAGCCACGUCUCUGCGGCCGUACGAGCAGCUGCUGGCCACGCGCUGUGCGCCCGCGUGUGCGCUGGCCAUGCUGGCCAAUGGCCGCUGCGACCCCGCAUGCAACGUGGCUACCUGUGACUUCGAUGGGGGCGACUGUGCCUGCGCCACUGCCAGCGCUGCUGGGGCUGGCAGCAGCAGUGGCAGCGCUGGAGCCGAUAUUGUGAUUCUCCAUCCUCCCCUAUUCUUCCCCCGCUGUCCCCCUCUGCUCCCUCCACCUGUGCUGUGCGCCACCCACCGGGGGGAUCUGGCGUGCUGUGAGGCGGCCGGGGUGGGAGAGGGCAUCAAGGUGCCCUUCAGGCUGCGCCGCUUCGGCUCCACCGUGCAUCCCCUCGACGCCACUCCCGCCACCAAUGCCUCUCUGCUGCCGCGCACUGUCUCCCAGUACAACAGGUGCCGCACUGUUUCCCAGUACAACAGGUGCCACACUGUCUCCCAGUACAACAGGUGCCGCACUGUCUCCCAGUACAACAGGUGCCGCACUGUCUCCCAGUACAACAGGUGCCGCACUGUCUCCCAGUACAACAGGUGCCGCACUGUCUCCCAGUACAACAGGUGCCGCACUGUCUCCCAGUACAGCAGGUGCUUUCACUGUGUUAUGCUUCCUCUCCGCAUUUCGUCUCUCUGCUUGCUGCCCACCCAGUUACUUCCUUCAAUGUCAGGCCUGACCACUGUGCUGCGUGCUCCUCUCACUCACUCUGCCAUGCGCUGUGUUCCCCUCUGUAUGUACCGUGCGUGGCUCGCGUGUGUCGCAUCCCGCAGUGUGCUCGUGGGGCUGGUCAUCGUGCAGUACCGCUGGAACUCCGAUCGCUCCCACGUCCACCAGUCCUCUCCUGCCUCCUGCAGGUUCUCCAGCCCCCUGCACCUUUUGAAUCAGGCCCCUCUCACACAGCUUGUGUACAUACCCACAUUCACCAUUCCUCUCAUUCCUCCCCUCUCAUCCGCCGCUCCCCCCUGCCUCACCCGGCGUGGCAGGUUCCACUUCCAGGACGCAUGUGUGGGGGGGGAGUCGUCGAGGGCGUUUGGGGUGAACCCGGUGUUCCUGCCGUCCUCGUCGCUCUACAACCCCAAUGUCGCCGUCAGCAACACCACUGCCUUCACCAACCAGCCCUUCGCCAACCCCUUUGAGCUCAACGCCAAGGGGCUGCCCUUCGGCUUCCAGCAGCUCGUGAGUCCCACCUCGCCUUCACCCAUGCGCACCACCUCCCCCUCCAGUCCAGACCCCUUCCUUCCUUUGCCCGGCAGCGGGCGCUUCCCGAUCGUGUUUGACGUGAAUCUGGACAACGCGGGGGCAACGCGGCGGCUGCAGUACUUGGUGGACGGCUUCUUCAUCGACAACUACACCCGCACCAUCCACGUUGGCCUCAUCACCCGCAAUGCCAACGAGCAUCUAUUCACGGCCACCAAGGCCACCCUGACGGUGCAGUCGGGCGGCAGCAUGGAGGCGUCAUUCCAAGUGCAGCCGGUGAACGUGGAGUACUACAACAUGAAUGAGAGCAGCAACGUGCUGCGCCUCGUGGUCGAGCUGCUCUUUGUGGCCGCGGUGGCGUGGAGCAUCGUGGAGGAGGUGAAGGAGAUGCUGUGGACGUGGAAGGUGCAGCGCCGCUCCUUCUGGCACUACACAAGCAAGGGCUGGAACUGGGUGGACUGGCUCUCCAUCGCCCUCCAGAUCACCGCCAUCGCCAUCUGGAUAUCAGUGGCGGUGACGCGAGCACAGGGGUUCACCAUCCAGCCUCACUACGACAUCUACUACACGCUCGGCGACAACCCGCGCUACUGGUCGCUGCCCAACCCACCCGUGGGCUAUCAGGCCGCCAUGUCAGCAGUGGACACGCUUGGCUUCGUCACCAACCUCUGCGCCGUCUACUUUGCCCUUCAGGGCAUCAAAACGCUGUUAUCUGUAGCCCGCAUCACAGCACGAGCACAAAAGGCUUCUCCCCCGCCACAUGUAUCAUAUCGGUGGUCGUGCUUGCCUUGCCUUGCCCCAUGGUGCAUGCCACCAUCCGACCCCACCAGUGUGUUCAUCAUGGUGCUGCGCCUCUUGAAGCUGAUGGACUUUCAGCCCAACAUGGGCAUCAUGACUCGCUCCCUCCGAGUCGCCAUGCCGUCUCUCCUCCACUUCUUCAUUCUCUUCUUCGUUGUCUUCGUGGCAUACGCCACCUACGGCUACCUGGUGUUCGGGAUGACCUUAGUACAGUUCAGCACGCUGUGGCUGUCCCUGCAGACCUGCUUCUACAUGAUCGUAGGGCAGUUCGGAGUGUUCUGGUUCCAGCAGAUGGUGGGGUGGCAGUACGCGGCGGCCAUGGUGUUCUGGUUCUCCUUCGUCAUCAUCUUCUGCUUCAUCCUCUUCAACUUCCUCAUCGCCAUCAUCGUGGAUGCCUUCAUGGCCGUCAAGGAGUCGACGGAAAAAGCACCGGCAAUCUACCAGGAUAUGUACUUGAUUGUGGUGCGCUUCGUCCGCCGCGUGGCAUCGCCGUACACAAGGUACAGCCGCCUGCUGCGCCACCUCAUUCGCCUCGGAGCAGAGAACACCGCCAAUGCGGUCAUGGAGGUGAGCGGCCCGGCCAGGGAGAAGAGCCUUCGACAGUCCCGCCAGCAGUGCUUUGCGUCGAGCCUUCAGUGCGGCAAGGAAACGAGAGGCAGCAGGCGUGAUACUGAUGGGGGCAGGCUGGAGGAUGCUGUUCGUGAUGGCAAUCCGGGGAUGAAUGGGGUGGAGGUGGUGGGAAGAGAGGGAAAAAUGGAUCCUUUUGAGGCGCAGCAACAAGUGUCAGCGAUGGUGGGAGCAGAUGAGACUAACUUAAGCCGGGCUGAGAGCAAGAAGGGGGUGUUGCCGAAUGGUGGGGUCGCCAAGUCCCUGGCAGCCGGCAGCACCAACACUCAGGUGGACGCCCAUGCUUCCACCACCCCUGCUGCUAAUCCUGGCAGCACCGCUGCAGGUGAUGCUGGCAGCACGGGUGGCAGCAUGGUGGAGCCGGCAGUGCAGAGGCGGCGGAGCUUCUGGCGGCUGAAAACGCUGGAUGAGCGGGAGACUGUGGUGGUGGUGGGGGAGAGGCAGCUCAACGCCCACUCGCUCUCUUCCAUCCUGCGCCGCGCACACGCCCGCAUGACUCCUUGCCUUUCUCUCCCAUGCCUCUCAGACUCCUUGCCUUUCUCUCCCAUGCCUCUCAGACUCCUUGCCUUUCUCUCCCAUGCCAUGCCAUCCCAUCCGCCCCUGCAGCGGCUCUCUCUCUCCGACGAGCAGGAGGGGGACCCCAUGGACGUGGCAGCGCUGGGGGCGGUGCUGCUGUCGGAGCUGGGGGAGAGCGCGCCGCCUGCCGACGCCACGGCUGCAAAUGGAGGCGAGGCGGCAAAGGAGGGCGACCUGCUGGCCAUGCAGCAGCACGUGGAGGCGCUGCGGGCCGACGUGGCCCGUGGCUUCGACCAAGUGAGGCAGCAGCUCACCACCCAAGUCCAGAGCUCCCAUUGCAACCAGUUGCCACAGGAAGCCAGUCCGAGCCUGCUCCCGAACCCGCUAGGCAAUGGUUCGGAGGAGGCUGGGCAGGAGGUGUGGCAGCAGGUUUUGAUGCAGGUGGAGAAGAUUCGGAAGGAGGCUCAGAAGGAGCGAGAAGAGGGUAUGGAGAUCCUGCAGGAGCUCAGAAGAGAGUUGCAAAUGCUGAGGGCAGCGAGAGAAGGGAGAGAGAGGGGAGGAGAGGAAGAGAAAAGGGAUGGGAGUGGGGGAGGGGCAUGA
Molecule: messenger RNA, 4890 nt
Organism: Closterium sp. NIES-65
Lineage: Eukaryota; Viridiplantae; Streptophyta; Zygnematophyceae; Desmidiales; Closteriaceae
Source: the annotation of a GenBank genome assembly